This is a messenger RNA of Danio aesculapii, 1496 nucleotides long. Its product is annotated as Schwann cell myelin protein. The record is from RefSeq and is a predicted model, not a curated record. Bases 10 to 1254 code for a protein of 414 amino acids. Lineage: Eukaryota; Metazoa; Chordata; Actinopteri; Cypriniformes; Danionidae. The transcript has 9 exons.
CCAUACAGCAUGAGUGGACUAACAAUCUUGGUAUUCAUGCUUUGGAUAUUGAAAGGUGCUCCCAGCAACACGUGGGAAAUCAAGCUGCCUCAGAACAUAGAUGCCAUAAGUGGCUUCUGUGUUCAUAUUCCAUGUCAGUUUGAGAUCCCCAACUCAUUCAAACCCUUCCUAAGCCAAUCAGCUGAAGCGCUGUGGAAAAAGACAGACAUAGAAGGAGCAACUGUGUUUAGUUCAGCCAGCAAGGCAACAUCUCUUCUGAACGGAAACGUGAUUGGCAACAUCCUAAACAAUAAUUGCACCACUGUGUUUCACAACUUUCCUGCUGGAUUCAGUGGCACGUAUUUCUUCAGGCUUCAGGGUCGUGAAGAUCUCAAGUACACAUUUAAGCAAGGAGUGAGCAUCACAGUUCAUAAAGAUGUUCUCCCUCCUGCGCUAAACCCGCACGUACAGGAGCUGGAAGUUCUAGAAGGAACCAAGCUGACAGUGAGCUGCUCCACUGUGAUCUCCUGUCCCUCAAUGCAGCCCGUGAUGCAGUGGAACACACAGCUAGAAGAACUGCUGCCACCAGCUCUACAGAAGGAUGAGUUUGGACAGACACUGCUGGUCUCCUCUCAGAUGUUCAAUGCAACGCCUCUGAAUGACCAGCUUAAAAUCUCCUGCUCCCUCCUGUACAUGCACGGCACCAAAACACCAGCUGAGAGCAGCAUUACCCUGAGAGUCCUGUAUGCUCCCAGAAACACCAUAGCUCUGGUGAGCCCAUCGGGUGUGUUGUCCGAAGGCAGUUUGGUAACAUUGAGCUGCCAAAGUGAUGCCAACCCUGCAGUCCAGCGCUAUGAGUGGUACAAAUACAAUGGAUCUGGGAAGCUGGAGCUGCAAAAUCAAGGAGAGACUAUAACAAUGACAGCCCGAGGUGACGUUCAGGGUCUGUAUGUCUGCAAGGUCUACAAUAAUCAUGGGAUUGACCAGUCCAAGGCUGUCUCUGUGAGCAUAAAUGGUUGCGACUGCUCCAUUGCACCAUACAUCAUAUGUGGAUUUCUGAUGCUUUCCCUAAUUCUCAUUAUCGCAGUGGAUUUGGUCAAAUACAAAAGCCUACUGAAAAGACUCCAAGCGUCAGAAAAUACGAGAGGACUCAUGACAUACGCCAGCCUGCACAGAACCAGCGACUCAGUAUACAAUGUCAUACAGCCAAGGGCCAACAGAUGUGAAGAUGACAAUGAAAAUAGACACUUGAGCAAACAACAGUCCAGCUCCUAACCAUGCAGCCAUAGGAAUUAACAAGACACAAAGUGCUGUAGUGCCCUUGUAGAUGCAGGUUUUUGACUUUUCAAAUAUUUUCUUAGUAUUUCGCAAAAAAUAAAAUGGCAAAUGUCUAAAUCAUUCAGUCAGAAACACAACGCUGGUAACAUCAUACAGUUUAUAGGUUCUUGUGUUUAAUUUUGAGAUGUAUACACUACUGUUCAAACAUUUGUCAUUUUGUAAAUAAUUGAAUUCUUUUG